AUAACCGCGGCUUUUAUGUAGGUUGGAUCAAUAUAUAAGGUGUAAUUCUUUGAAACUUCUUACAUAAUUACAAAUACCUUACAAGUUUAUCUCUUGAGAUUGUAAAUCAUGAGGAAUCCAGAAAUCAAGUAUACUAAGAUAUUCAUUAACAAUGAAUGGCAUGAUUCUGUAAGAGGAAAAACAUUUCCUGUUUAUAAUCCUUGUACUGGAGAAAAACUUUGCUUAGUACAAGAAAGUGAUAAGGAAGAUGUUGAUAAAGCUGUUAAAAGUGCAAGGGAAGCCUUCAAGCUUGGUUCAGUUUGGCGAACUAUGGAUGCUUCUGCAAGAGCUAUACUCUUAAAUAAAUUUGCAGAUUUAUUGAAAAGAGAUAUCGAUUACAUAUCUAGUUUAGAAACAUUAAAUAAUGGAAAACCAAUUAAUGAAGCAAAAUUUGAUAUAGAAGCAUCAAUAACAGUAUUCCGUUAUUAUGCUGGGUGGUGUGACAAAAUUCAUGGAAAAACAAUUCCUGCAGAUGGAAAUGUUUUUUCAUUUACAAGAAUGGAACCUAUUGGAGUUUGUGGUCAAAUUAUUCCAUGGAAUUAUCCAGUUUUAAUGCUUUCAUGGAAGUUUGGACCAGCUCUUGCUGCAGGAAAUACUGUAAUUCUAAAACCGGCAGAACAGACACCAUUAACGGCUCUUUACUGUGCUCAUUUAUUUAAAGAAGUGGGAUUCCCUCCAGGAGUUAUAAGUAUUUUGCCAGGCUAUGGUCCAACAGCUGGUGGAAGUAUUGCUGAACAUCCAGAUGUUGAUAAGAUUGCAUUUACUGGAUCAACAGAGGUUGGAAAAUUAAUACAGCAAGCAGCAGGACGUGCUAAUAUCAAACGAGUCAGUUUAGAAUUAGGAGGAAAGAGUCCCUUAGUUGUUUUUCCAGAUGCUGAUGUGAAUGAAGCAGUAGAAAUUGCUCAUGAAGCAGUUUUUGCAAAUAUGGGACAAUGUUGUUGUGCUGGAACUCGUACAUUUGUUCAUGAAGACAUAUAUGAUGAUUUUGUUAAGAAAAGCACUGAAUUAGCUUUGAAGCGUGUUGUUGGAAAUCCUUUUGAUGAAGAAACUCAACAAGGACCUCAAGUGGAUCAAGAACAAUUUGAUAAGAUACUGAAUUUAAUUGAAUCGGGCAAAAAAGAAGGUGCCAAAUUGGAAUGUGGUGGAAAUAAAACUGGAGAAAAAGGAUAUUUUGUACAGCCAACAGUAUUCUCAAAUGUAAAAGAUAAUAUGCGUAUUGCUAAAGAGGAAAUUUUUGGUCCAGUCCAACAAAUUUUAAAAUUUAAAACCAUGGAAGAAGUUUUAGAAAGAGCAAAUGCUACUCAUUAUGGAUUGGGAUCUGGUGUCAUAACAAAAAAUAUUGACACAGCAUUAACAUUUGCUCAAGGAAUACAAGCAGGAUCAGUCUGGGUAAAUUGUUAUGAUGCCACUACCUCCCAAACUCCUUUUGGUGGCUUCAAAAUGUCAGGAUUUGGAAGAGAAUUGGGAGAAGAUGGUUUGAAAGAAUAUGUCGAAGUGAAAACUGUAAGUUUUUCUAAUUUAAAAUUAUAUCAUAAAUUAGAGUAA
Messenger RNA from Centruroides sculpturatus (bark scorpion), 1584 nucleotides. RefSeq names its product retinal dehydrogenase 2-like. Lineage: Eukaryota; Metazoa; Arthropoda; Arachnida; Scorpiones; Buthidae. Bases 109 to 1584 code for a protein of 491 amino acids. Gene Ontology annotation, molecular function: aldehyde dehydrogenase (NAD+) activity. The record is from RefSeq and is a predicted model, not a curated record. The transcript is spliced from 12 exons.